CAAUAAAAGACAGAGCCAAGCACACAGCCAUCACAGAAAGUUAUAGUCAAGCCUCAAAGGAAGUCAGGGAUGGUUAAAGGAAUUAUUCUAGCAGGAUUCCUGGUCCUGCUCUGUCAUGAGCUAGCUGCACAAGCUCAUGUGUUGAGUAGGCACAACACUGCCAACAGCAUCGGCAAGAUCAAGAACUUGCUCCAGCAGCUUGAAGAAGCCUUGGUAGCUGAAGAGGAUACAGAAGGUGGUGUGGAUUAUGAGGACAGGAACAUAGCACUAAGCCAAAGCCAGGCUUUUCCAGGCAGGGUGGACCAGCAACCGAUUGAGGACAGCAACACUGAUGAGGGACUCGAGAUGCAGAGGAAGCACCUCAUGGAUCUCCUGCUGUCCACAAAGAGCAAGAACUUCUCUGGCUGCUUCGGCGGAAGGUUGGACCGCAUCGGCUCCUCCAGCACUCUCGGCUGCAAUGCUAUGAAAGGUUAAAUGUUUUGUCAGGCUCUGCCGAGAGACUGGAUCUGUUUGAAGUUCAUGAGGACAACAUGCAAGAAACAGUGCUUCAGAAAAACCUGCUGAAAAACUGUCGGACUGGGCGCGCAUACAUUUAGGGUAUUGGUGUGAAUGUGUGAAUGUAAUUCAGUGAUUAAUAGUUCUAAGAUUUCUAAGAUUGAUUUAAAUCUGAGCAUAGUUUCUGUCUGAAGAUCCGUUUAUUAACACACAGAACCGAGAGCUAACGGAUGCUUUAUUGAUUUCAAUUUUAUAAAGGUCACAUCGUUUUGUCUGUGUAUUCACAUUGUACUUACCAGCUGGAGUUUAUUUAUCUAAAACAUUCUUUGUUUUGUCUGUUUCCUUUUAUAUGCACGUCAAUAAUCUACAUGUAUGUACUGUUUCUCUUUCCAGUCAAAUCAAAGUGACUUUAAAAUGUCUGUGUGAAUAAAUAAAUAAAUAAAUACAUCCUUUA
Molecule: messenger RNA, 949 nt
Organism: Tachysurus fulvidraco (yellow catfish)
Lineage: Eukaryota; Metazoa; Chordata; Actinopteri; Siluriformes; Bagridae
Gene: nppa
Product: natriuretic peptide A
Exons: 2
Coding region: 70-474 (134 amino acids)
Biological process (GO): neuropeptide signaling pathway; cGMP biosynthetic process; negative regulation of systemic arterial blood pressure
Cellular component (GO): nucleus; extracellular region; cytoplasm
Molecular function (GO): hormone receptor binding; hormone activity
Source: RefSeq, a predicted model, not a curated record